AUGACGACUGCGGGUCCUGGGACGUCUCCCUCGCCGAGAACACGGUUUCACCGCUCUGGGCUCCACCGUGCCCUUCAGUGGGCUGUUGUAUCCAGCUGGAACCGGCUGUGUCCGUCUGGAACCGGCUGUGUUCGGCUGUGCCUGGCUGUGUCCGUCUGGAACCGGCUGUGUCCAGCUGUGCCUGGCUGUGUCCAGCUGGAACCGGCUGUGUCUGGCUGGAACCUGCUGUGUCCGGCUGGAACCGGCUGUGUCCAGCUGUGCCUGGCUGUGUCCGUCUGGAACCGGCUGUGUCCGGCUGUGCCUGGCUUUGUCCAGCUGGAACCGGCUGUGUCUGGCUAUAACCGGCUGUGUCCAGCUGGAACCGGCUGUGUCCGGCUGGAACCGGCUGUGUCUGCCUGUGCCUGGCUGUGUCCGGCUGGAACCGGCUGUGUCAGCCCCGGCCUCCCCUCACAGAGCCGCCGCAGCCACUUUGAUACAUAA
Messenger RNA from Lonchura striata (white-rumped munia), 480 nucleotides. Lineage: Eukaryota; Metazoa; Chordata; Aves; Passeriformes; Estrildidae. The record is from RefSeq and is a predicted model, not a curated record.